AUCCCAUAUAACUCAGCUGUUUCUCUCAUUUGCAUUGUACCCACACCCAACCUUAUGGCAAAAACUCCUUUCCUCCCUCUUAUGUUUCUGCUGCUAUUUGCUACCUUCAGAGCUACUUUGUCAGCCAACAUAACCACCGAUGAAUCCGCCCUUUUAGCCUUAAAAUCCCAUAUAACUCAUGAUCCACAUAAUCUCUUAGCAACCAACUGGUCCACUUCUAUCUCUGUUUGCAAUUGGAUUGGUGUCAGUUGUGGAUCCAGACACUACAGAGUCACUGCUCUGAAUUUGUCAAGUAUGGAUCUCACGGGCACCAUCCCAUCUCAAUUAGGAAAUUUAUCUUUCCUUGCCUCCCUCAGCAUUGAUGACAAUAGUUUCCAUGGCUCUUUACCUACUGAGAUAGCCAAUUUGCAUCGGCUGAAGUAUUUGAACUUUGGUAACAACAACUUCAGUGGAGAAAUCCCAUCAUGGUUUGGUUGUUUUGCUCAUCUUCAAAGCUUGUUGUUGUACCGUAACAACUUCACGGGUGUUAUCCCGUCCACUCUUGGGAAUUUGUCAAAACUUGAAACGUUGGCUUUCUACAACAACAACCUUCAAGGACAAAUCCCUAUGACUAUGGGAAACCUUUCAAACAUGAAAUUGCUAUACCUCUGUGAAAAUUACCUUUCAGGCCAUUUACAGUCGGGAAUAUUUGAUAACCUAUCUAAAUUGGAAGUAUUAAGUUUGACUGGGAAUCAGAUUUCUGGUAGCAUUCCUAAUAGUUUAUUCAAAUGCAAAGAGUUGAGGUAUUUAUCAUUGAGGAACAACUCUAUGGAAGGAAGUAUACCCAUGGAAAUCGGAAAUUUGAUAGUGCUCCAAUCUUUGCGUCUUGCUAACAACAACUUCAAUGGUUCUAUUCCUUCGUCAAUCUUCAACAUUUCCUCUUUGCUACAUAUUUCUCUGGGAUGCAACAAUCUAAUUGGUUCUCUCUCUUCCAAUACAUUCGAUUAUCUUCCUCAAUUACGUCAUCUUGGAUUGGGUGGAUGUCAACUUUAUGGAAGAAUUCCAAUGAGUUUAUUCAAAUGCAAAGAGUUGGAAUAUAUAGAUUUGGGUACAAAUCAUUUGGAGGGAACCAUACCAUUAGAAAUCUCAAAUUUAACUUCACUUAAAUUUUUCUUCAUCCAUUACAACAACUUUUCAGGUACAAUUCCAUCGGUUAUUGGAAAUAUAACUUUUUUAGAGUUCAUUAGUUUUGCGGGUAACAACUUGACAGGCCGUAUUCCUUCCUCAUUAUGCAAUUUAAGUUCCCUUUGUGCGCUCUCUUUACGGAACAAUAGUUUGGAUGGAACAAUUCCGGAAUGCUUUGGAAAUUUGAGAUAUCUUUCGGUGCUUGACUUAGGGAUGAAUAAUUUUCAUGGUAAAAUACCUGAAAAUUUUGUUAAAGGUUGCUCGAUACUCUAUUUUCGAAUCAGGAACAACCAAAUAGAAGGGUCAUUACCACGAUCUUUGGGUAAUUGUAAAGACUUGAAGCUUCUCGAUGUUGGAAACAACUAUUUGAGUGACACUUUCCCAAAUUGGUUAGGAAAUUCGGAUCAGCUGCAAGUGCUUGACUUGAGAUCAAAUAGAUUCUAUGGUAAGGUGGAUAGCUCUGAUCUUACCUUCACUCGUUUGCGUGUCAUUGAUGUUUCUCGUAAUAACUUCAGUGGCUAUCUACCUAUGAACUUUUUUGGAAAUUUACAUGCCAUUAGAGAAGUGAAUGAAAAGAAAGUUGGACCAGAGUACAUGAAAGAUAUAGCAGCAGGUAAAGUACUGUAUAUAAUGACAGGUUUAUCUUUUACAACAAAAGGACUGGAAACAGAGUUUGAGAGACUAUUAACCAUAUGGACAGCUGUUGACUUCUCCAGCAACCAAUUCAUAGGAGAAAUUCCUAAAAUAAUUGGUGAGCUUCAUUCACUAAUCGUCCUAAACCUCUCUCAUAACUGUUUAACAGGUUCUAUCCCGUCAUCAUUGGGUGAUUUGUCGGAGAUUGAAUCAUUAGAUCUCUCAUCAAACAAACUCUAUGGAAGAAUUCCAACAGAGUUUAAAAAUCUUGGAUUCUUGGAGGUGUUAAACCUUUCCCAUAAUAAUCUAGAUGGUCCCAUUCCUCAAGGCAAACAGUUUGAUACUUUCAGUAAUGAUUCCUACAUAGGAAACCUGGGUUUAUGCGGGCUGCCAUUGUCAAACAGCUGUGAUAAUGAUGGGAAAACUCCAAUCAGAUUUGAUAGAGAUGAUGAUGAUGAUGGAAUGAAUUGGAAAUUUUCAAUAUUGAUGGGAUAUGGAUGUGGAUUGGUGCUAGGACUGAGCAUGGGAUACAUUGUAUUCACAAUUGGGAGACCAUGGUGGUUCAUUAGACUGUUCGAGAUAGUUCAACAAAGAUUUGCAAAAAAAAGGUAAAAAGGAAAACUCUUUGAGGGAAUUUUGUUUCAGAACAAGCAGUUGAGAGAGCUGAAACUUCAUUGCAUGCUGGUAGGCAGGCCAUCGUUUCCUUGCUGCUAUAUGCUUUGGGUAGUUGUUAGUUUGUUGUGUGAAGGGAAUGUUCCUUAUGUUCUGGAGUGUACUGUUUCUUCUAUUAGUGCUUGUCAUCCUGGUUCAAAGUACUAUUAUUUUCUGUUUAGAUCUAGAGAGGUUUUUAACGAGGUU
Hibiscus syriacus is the source of this 2655-nucleotide messenger RNA. Its product is annotated as receptor like protein 22-like. NCBI's taxonomy places the organism in Eukaryota, Viridiplantae, Streptophyta, Magnoliopsida, Malvales, Malvaceae. The record is from RefSeq and is a predicted model, not a curated record. The transcript has 5 exons. Gene Ontology annotation, molecular function: protein binding. Bases 55 to 2409 code for a protein of 784 amino acids.